Molecule: messenger RNA, 1465 nt
Organism: Ilex paraguariensis (yerba mate)
Lineage: Eukaryota; Viridiplantae; Streptophyta; Magnoliopsida; Aquifoliales; Aquifoliaceae
Source: the annotation of a GenBank genome assembly
GUCAUUCUCAAACGGUUCGUAGUUGGCUCGCUUUCGAUUGCAUGGCCAUGGAAGCUUCAACCAAAAUCUUCAAUGUCUCCAAUCGUCAAUUCUCUAACUCACUCCUCCUCAGAACCCACCCUCUCAAUCUCUCCCCCAAAUCCCUUCGAUCUCCAUUCCCAAAUUUGCCUCCAAACUCUCUCUCUCCUCCUCACAAUCAUUGUUACAAAACAAUCAUUCAGUCAAAGGCCCUUUGUUCCACUUGCAUCCAUUUCUCGCUUUCACAUCCCUCAAUCCCUUCUUUUAAUUCAACUCCAUUAGGGUUCUCUCAAUCCCAAAUUUUCAAUCCUUUAAUCUCUAGCAAUCGAUUCGCUCGUGUCGUAUCUGGGUCAAAAGAUAAGUCAUUUCAGUGGAAUUAUGCUUUAGAGGGCGUUGAUGGAAGAGAUUUGGGAAUUUUGGGUGAUAAGGGACCAAUUGUGACGGUUGUGUUGUUGGGUUGGCUCGGAGCGAAGUUGAAACACUUGAGGAGGUACGUGGAAUUGUACAAUUCGAGGGGAAUUCACGCUGUUACAUUCGUUGCUUCGGUGAGGGAUGUGCUUUCGUUCGAUUUGGGGAGGAAAUUACAGGAGAGGAUCUCUGAAUUUGCGCAAGAGCUUACUACCUGGUUGUCGGAGACGGAAAAGGAUGGGCGCGAACGGGUCUUGCUCUUCCACACCUUCAGCAAUACCGGUUGGCUUGCCUAUGGUGCCAUUCUUGACACUUGGCAAGACAGAGAGGACCUUUUGAUGAAGAUCAAAGGAUGUGUUGUGGAUUCAGGAGGAGACCCAGAUAUAAAUCCUAAGGUCUGGGCUGCUGGAUUUACUGCCGCCCUGCUGCAGAAACGUAGCUCCUCAGUAUAUCCUUCAGUUAACCCUGGAGAACAAAAUGAAUUAAGCAUUGGAGAUCCGAUACCAAUGAUGCAAGAAAAGGAACCUCCGUUAAUUGAAUCCUUGCUCCUGUUUGCAUUUGAGAAGCUCUUUGCCUUUCUUCUUAACUUGCCUGAUGUAAAUCAGAGGUUGAUGAAGAACAUCGCUGCCCUCUCGAAGAAGCAGCCGCCUUGUCCUCAGCUUUAUUUAUAUAGUUCAGCUGACAAGGUCAUUCCGUUCCGCUCCGUAGAAUUGUUUAUUGAUGACCAGAGGAGAAUGGGGAGAAAAGUAUGGUUUUAUAACUUUGGCACGACCCCUCACGUUGAUCAUUACCGAACUUUUCCUGAUUUAUAUACGUUGCAGCUUCAGAAUUUCUUGAAGGAGUGUGUUGCCAUGGUAAAACAAGUUUAGAAGCAUGCUAAUGCAGAUUGUGUACCAGUCAUUUGAUUUGUUUGAUAACUGCUUGUGUAGUGUCAUUAAGGCCAGGGGCAAUAAUUUUAGAGAAUAGUUCCUAAUUCUGAUGUUAGUCAUGCUACAGAAUCAAUGUAUAUUACUAUCUUAUCCAGCUAAUGCAAUGCCAU